This is a messenger RNA of Phanerochaete carnosa HHB-10118-sp, 1081 nucleotides long. RefSeq lists its product as uncharacterized. Gene Ontology annotation, biological process: transport. NCBI's taxonomy places the organism in Eukaryota, Fungi, Basidiomycota, Agaricomycetes, Polyporales, Phanerochaetaceae. The transcript has 4 exons. The record is from RefSeq and is a predicted model, not a curated record. Gene Ontology annotation, molecular function: transmembrane transporter activity. Bases 87 to 926 code for a protein of 279 amino acids.
GCAGGGAUUGCUGCAUUAUUCGUAGGCUUUCCUCUCGACACGGGUCAGUCGACGGCCGCCAACUAAUCUCCCUAGGGCUCACAACGAUGCUAGUCAAGGUGCGAUUACAGAGUCCGAAGAUAGCCUCGCGGUACCAUUCUGCCCUCCAUGCGUUUACGACUAUUGUGCGCGAAGAGCGGGUACGGGGGUUGUUUCGAGGUAUAACUUCACCAUUACUUACCAUGGCACCUUUGAAUGGUGUAGUAUUUGCGUCGUACCGCUUCCUGCUCAAGCUGCAGCUCGAUAAACCCGACGUUAAGCCCACUCUAACACAAGUUACGCUUGCUGGCAUGGGCUGUGGACUCCUUGCUAGCAUUGUGACCUCCCCUACCGAACUCAUCAAGAUCCAGCAGCAAACGAUGAUUGUUCCCAAGUCCGGCGUCGCACCGACAGCCAAGGACGUUGCGCUCGCAAUAUAUCGCACGAGCGGCGUCCGCGGGCUCUUUCGUGGACUCGUGCCGACCGCGAUUCGCGAGACGGGCUUCGGCGCGUACUUCGGCGUGUACGAGGGCACGCUGAUGCUGUGCUCGCACCUGUCGGCGCGGACACAUAUCCUCGAGGCCGACCCGCGGAAGCCAGGCUCGGAAGGCGUCGUCUCGAAAGAGCCUCAUUCAUACUGGGCGCUGCUCCUGGCGGGCGGACUCGCAGGUGUUGUGAGCUGGCUCGUCACGUUCCCGUUCGACGUCAUCAAGACACGAGUGCAGUCCACGGUUGCACCUGCUCGGGAUCACCCUUACCGCACCGUUUUCUCGACCAUCGUGAACUCAUACAGGCAGGAAGGCCUCGCCGUGUUUUUCCGCGGCUUGCAGCCGACGCUCAUACGUGCGAUACCGGUAAACAUGGUGACAUUCGCGACCUUCGAGACAGUAGUUCGUGCUAUGACAUAGAUAGAGUCAGGCAACGGUUCCCAAUAGAUGCGCCAGCACCCCUCCGCCAGCUAGUAGUCAUAGCUAAUACCCGAAGCAUAACGAACGAAUCCAUUUCAGCAGGCAUGUACAUGCUAUCACGAAUCCAGUCAACUACCGUCAGCAGGAAUUGCCUC